CACAACUAUGUUCAAAGGAUUGGUGGUGCUAUUAGUGACGUCUGAUACGUUCACUGCUGAAGAUGCAAAGGAAACCGAGAGGCAAUUACUAUCUCAACACGUCUCUAAAGUGUAUUUCAAAAACCAGUCAGAUACUGACGUUAACUAUCUCGAUAAAGAUUUAGAUCAACCAAUAAACCACAUAGUUUCAGACACCGUGGAGUUCAUCGAAUACCACGCUGCUCAGCUUCUUAUGAUUCCGGUCACAACAGCUUCCUGGAUCUCCCAUAGUAUAGAACAAAACAAGAUUUUGAAUCUUAAAUCUUACAAUCCUGAUCCUAAAAACUUUUUAAAAGAUUGCUUUGUUUGUAUUGCAGAUAAUUUACCAGCUGGCGACAAGGAAGUGAUUUACGGUGGGGUGAGAGCUUUUGGUGGUCAAUAUAUGGAUGAUUUAACCAAACAUACUACUCAUUUGAUCGCAUUGGAUCUAACUAACGUUAAAUGUAUAAUCGCAUCAAGUGCAAAUCAACUGUCAAAUAGUGAUGACUCUAUUGACAUCAAAAUAGUUCUACCUCAUUGGAUUAAUGAUUGUUUAAAACAAGGCAAAAAGUUAAGUGAAGAACCGUAUCUUUUAUCUAAUCCAAAAGUACAUCAGGAGAAGAAACCAAUGUAUUCGCUUAUUCCUGAGUCGGAUCAAAAUAACAAAUUGAUUAAUGAUGACUGCUUGCCUAAUAUAGAAGGUAAAACUACAGAUUUUUUCAAAGACAAGACUUUUUAUUUCUCUUCGGAUUAUAAUCUUUCGGAAAGAAUGUCAAAUUGUUUCUCUCAACUAGUCGAGUCCAAUGGUGGGCACACAGUUUCGACUUUUAAUGUGAAGGAUAUUGAUAUUUAUAUAGGUAAAUAUCGUUCGGGUGAUGAAUAUAAAAAAUGCUGUCUUUCAAAUAGAAUCGUGGUUGCCAAUUUACAAUGGAUGUAUCAUGUCUUACUUACUAAUACUUGGAUCCUACCCCAAAAUUCAAAUUUAUUACACUAUCCAUUCCCUAAAGACCCUCUAGCUGAGUUUAAAAACAAAAAAAUAUCAGUAACCAACUAUUCUGGUGAUGCUCGUUUUUACUUAACUAAAUUAAUAACCUUAUUAGGAGGUGACUUUACGAAAACUUUAACCCGUGAAAAUGAUUUUUUAAUUGUUGCAAAACCCGAUGGAAAAAAAUACGAAAGUGCAAAAAAUAAGUGGAAGAAUCUUGAUAAUAAACCUAUUGUGGAAGUCGCUAAUCAUCUUUGGCUAGAAGAAUGCUACUCCUCUUGGUCAUACAUUGAUUCUAAUUUACCUCGCUUCCAAUAUUUCGGUAGCAAGGCCAGUGGACGAGCUGGAACUGAAUCAUUGUUGGGUAAAACUAAACUCAAUCACCUAGCUUUACAAAAAUGGUACCUCGACCCUUCUAUUGGUUCUAGUAAAUUGAAUAGCGAAGGAACAAACGUUGAUGAUAGUAUGAGUGAAGAUGAAUCUCCUACUUUAACAAGAAAUACCAUCAGCCAGAAACAAACAGACACAGAACGCGAGAAUGAUCAAGAAAUACAACCUGAUGUGCAAGAAGAAGAUCAAGAACUAGUGGACUUUAAUGAUGAAGAGGAUGAUGAAGAGGACGAAGGAGAACCUGAAAACACUGAAUCAAUUGAAAAAUCACAACAUGAUUCCAAUGAAAGUCAAUCCAAGAGCCAAGCUUCUAAGUUACCAACUCCAGCUACCCCAGAAAUUGACCUCGAUAAAAGUGUCGAGAUUGAGGAUCAGGCUCAUAUAAGCAACCUUGAAAGUAGCGAUCAAGCAGCUACCCCAAGCAUUUCCGACGCAUUCAGCGGCAGAGUUGGUAGAUCAGCCAAACAAAAGGCAGCUUUGAAGUUGCAUUCUGAUAUGGAAGAUCUAAAUGCCUACAAAGUUUUAUCCAAGAGCUCAAGAAAGAUGAAAUCCUAUAUGAAAGAGUUGGAAGCUCGUGAAGAGGCAAUCAAGGGAUCUUCAAGGAAAAGACCUGCUUCUGAAAGUGCUGAAAGCAGCCAGGUUAGUAGCAAGGAAGAUGUAAUCAAUGGAAGCACCUCGCCUUUGACUUCACAAACUUCUCAUCCACCGGUAAAAAAGAAGAAGCCAUCAAGUCCAGAUAGAACACAGUCAGUAGUUGCAAUUAUGACUGGUUGUGAACUGGAGUUAGUACUCAACCGCGUUGACGUUGUCAAGCUUUCUCAUUCCGGAAUCAAGAUUGUUAACGACUAUUCACCUAAACAUAAAAUCAAUACUAUAUUUGCUCCCCGUAUAUUAAGAACCGAAAAGUUCUUAAAAAGCUUAAGCCAAGCUGAACGUAUUAUCCACCCUAAUUAUUUAGUGAAAGCCUUGAAGAAAGUUAACGAGCAGGAGAUAACUUGGGAUGAGCUCUCAAAAGAGUAUAAUAUUUCGGAUUAUGCAUUAGAUAAGGUCAUUCCACUCAAAGAAAUAAACCAAGAUCUUGGGAUUGCAAACACAAAAACGAACGGACUAUCCGACUUGUUCAAUAGCGAAAAUAAGGGUAGUUUAUUUAAAGGGAUUAAACUUAACUUAUCCACCAAUUUAAACGGAGGAGUGAAUUUAAUCACCAGCAUUCUCCAAACCCAUGGGCUAGAAGAAGCAAAAAGUUUCAAGUCGGUACCAGCAUCCAUGAUCAAACAGUUGUUAAAAAAUGACAAUGGUAAAGUUAUAUUCGUCGCACAUAAAAGUAAGGAUUCAAAGUUGAUAAGUUCUAUAAAGAAAAAUGAUGAUAAUAUAAUGAUUGUGGAAUGGGAUUGGUGUGUUAAAUCUAUAUUCAGAAUGAAGUUAGAAGACCUUAAGGACUAUCGAUUAUAGGGGCUUACAAUUAUAUAGUAAUAAAUGAACUUAAG
This is a messenger RNA of Hyphopichia burtonii NRRL Y-1933, 2880 nucleotides long. RefSeq names its product Esc4p (gene ESC4). The record is from RefSeq and is a predicted model, not a curated record. NCBI's taxonomy places the organism in Eukaryota, Fungi, Ascomycota, Pichiomycetes, Serinales, Debaryomycetaceae. Gene Ontology annotation, biological process: double-strand break repair; DNA double-strand break attachment to nuclear envelope. Gene Ontology annotation, cellular component: nucleus; Cul8-RING ubiquitin ligase complex. The coding region runs from base 8 to 2845 and encodes 945 amino acids. The transcript has a single exon.